Messenger RNA from Sungouiella intermedia, 717 nucleotides. NCBI's taxonomy places the organism in Eukaryota, Fungi, Ascomycota, Pichiomycetes, Serinales, Metschnikowiaceae. The record is from the annotation of a GenBank genome assembly.
AUGUCUCAGUAUACUGCGAUUGAGCCAGAUGAGAUCGUUCCCGACGUGGAAGUUGCUCCUUCCAAAAACAAUACCUCAUCCAAUCUGACCAGUGCUCCCGUUUCGGGUAUGAUGGACUCUGCAACUUAUCAGCCUGCUAAUCAGGAAAGAACGUGGAGUCAGAGACUCCGGGAAUCUUCGCAUCCAAUAGCGUUAUUGUGCUACAUAUUUUUUCGACUUGCACCAAUCUUCAUGUAUAUUUUCGGUACGAUUAUACUUUCGAUAUUUACUAGCAAGAGCAGGUUCAUUCUCCACUUUAUCAUUCUCAUACUUCUUGUUUCGGCCGAUUUCUGGAACUUGAAGAAUAUCUCAGGUAGAUUGUUGGUGGGUUUGAGAUGGUGGAAUGACACGAACGUGAAAGAUGGCUCGCUGCAGUUUGAGAAUGUGUGGGUCUUCGAAUCGGCCGACCCAAACAGAUACAUUAAUCCUAUAGAUUCAAAGGUCUUCUGGACACUUUUGUAUGUGCAGCCUGCUGCGUGGGCAGUCUUGGCAAUCAUGGCGGUUUUGAAGUUCGAAUUGUUAUAUCUUGUUUUGGUCGUCAUCAGCAUUUCCCUUUCCCUCACCAAUGCUGUGGCUUUCACUAAGUGUGACAAGUUCGGAAAGGCUAAUCUGAUAGCCAACGAUAUCUUCUCAAGGGCAACAGGUGGUUUGUUCUCGAGACUCAAUCCUUUUGCCUAG